Lasiodiplodia theobromae is the source of this 2022-nucleotide messenger RNA. Its product is annotated as Alpha beta hydrolase fold protein. The record is from RefSeq and is a predicted model, not a curated record. The coding region runs from base 1 to 2022 and encodes 673 amino acids. The transcript has 4 exons. NCBI's taxonomy places the organism in Eukaryota, Fungi, Ascomycota, Dothideomycetes, Botryosphaeriales, Botryosphaeriaceae.
AUGCUGUUCGCCCAAGAUGCCUUCGCCUCCAUUCUUAAGCCGCAGUUUUUCUCAACUCCGGCCUCCCUCAAUGCUUCUUCGCCGCCGCUCUCAGCCGACCUCGAGGGUCGAUUGUCCCCCCUGAUAUCCCGGCUGCUCGCCCUGAUUGGUGUCGAUCCUGCCCGUCCGCUGUCCGUUUCAGACAUGGCCAAGAUCUCUCUUAUCUGCGGCCUGAUCCCCGGCCUGCUGCUUCACCGGCAUCGGUCACAGAAGAAGGGGGACGACAACAGCAGCCUCUCAGAUACCAUUGGCCAAGAUGCCGUGGCCACUGACCCCGGUCUGCUGAAGAAGCACUCAACCUACAAGUCAUACACGGUCACGAGUACUGGCUGGACCUACCCCUCGAUCCGCACCUUCUAUCGUCCACACCCUCAGGGCGAUAAGCUGCCCAAGAAGCCAGCUCCGCUCCCAUUGCUAGUUUUCGUCCACGGACUUGGUGGUUGUGCCGCCCAGUUCCAGUCUCUCCUGACCAGUCUCGUCAACCUAGCCCCCUGUCUGGCCAUCGAUUUUCCAGGCUGCGGUCUUUCCGAGUUUGCGCCAAAGAACCCUCGAGCCUACCAUGCCAAUGCCCUCGCUGCCCUCCUCGCAACGGUGGUUGACGAACAUCGUGACAAAGAAGCCGGUCAAGGAGUGAUAUUCAUCGGGCAUAGUCUCGGUUGUUCAAUCUCUGCUUAUUUGGCAUCAUCGUCUUCUCCAGAAGCUCAUCAUCUGUCGGACCAUGUGCUGGGUUUCAUCGCCAUCUGUCCCAAGGCGGAGCCUCCGACCGAGGAAGAGGCAGCUAAGUUCAGGAAACUGCUGAGCAUCCCCAAUCCAAUCUUUGACCUAUGGCGUCGGUGGGAUCGGAGAGGCGGAACUGAGAGUGCCAGUGUGCGGCGAUUUGUUGGUCCUGACGCCGAUGAGGAGACGAAGAAGCUUCAAGUCCGUUUCAAUAAGCAAAGUCGCACUCCCGUCUGGAAAAGCAUCGUAGCCAAGAAAGAGGAGGGUAUGCCGGGAAAAGACAUCUGGGCGGGUCUCAAUAUGCCAAUCUUCCUCGUCGCUGGAGAAGCGGACCCCAUUACACCGCCGAACGAGCUCCGUAAAAUCGCAUCCUUCCUCGGAAAAGAUGUCGGGCUUGCCGGGGAGAAAGGACCAGAGGCCAUUGUCGACACGGCAGCUCCAGUCGAUCUCACAAGUGCGAAUGGAUCGCCACGAACUUACAGAACAGGUUCCGAAACACUUCUGGACAGCCUUGACAGCGACUCGCUCCCGCCGCUCGAUGUCUCGAUUACUACCGAUGGAGAAGCGUCAGUGAGUCUGAGGCCUAAAGCAAAAUGCCUCAAGACUGCCAUCCUCCCCUCGCCCGCCUCGCACGCCUUACUCUAUGCACCAGCAACAGCAAGAACUCUGGCGGGUUUGAUCCAAGGUUUUCUCGCCGACCGCGUCGACAAAAGACUUUCACUCGGCUGGCAGCUCAAGUACCUUACCACUGAAGGGAAAUGGGACGUCAAGAACUUAAAGAAAUGGCAAGCCGUCACUCCGGUCUCAGAGCCUAUCGCCGGGGUUUUCCGUGCGAUGAAAACACUGCGCGAAGUCGAUCCUACCCACUGCCCUCGAGUGUUUGUCAAAGAUUGGCAAGGCAAGAUCCGCGCUGUCGUCGACAUCAGCCACGAAAGCCCGGUUUAUGAUCCAAAAGGUCUGGAGAAUGGUGGUAUCCAGUACCACAAAUUUCCGACUGUCUCUAAGCUUCCGCCUACCGAGGACGAGGUCAAGCAGUUCAUCACAAUGAUCGACAGGCUUCGUGGUGAGAACUCCAGUGUUCCUAGCGAGGAGGCAUCGACGGGCUUUUUUAUUGUAUGCUAUUUGGUGGAGCGGCUCGGAUGGACGCUGCAGAAUGCGAUCAACGAGUUUGCCAAGAAGAGGUCGCCUGGAAUUAGGCAUGAACACUUCAUCGACACAUUGUUUGUUCGUUAUCACGUUGGGUUGAAGAGAGCCCCGACUUUGUAA